AUGAGUAAUGUUACUGGUAAGCUAUCUAACAGGGUCAUGAAUAUGAAGUUCAUGAAGUUCUCGAACGACGAUGCGUCGACGACAAGUGCUGAUAGCUCGAGAAGUGCAUCCGUAAAUUCCAGGACUAAUAAUAGCAAAUUCCACGAUAAUUCUGAAUGGUAUACCACCAAUUCUACUGUAACGAAUAAUGACCCAAAGAAGAAGAUAACCAAGAAGUUUUUGAAGAAGAAACCAAUGAUGAACAAAGUAGUAACGUCAAAUGUCAGUUUUACCACUUUGAAACAAGGUAAGACAGUAGCUGACGAGGAUACCAUACAUAUGAAGACAUUAAAUAAAGGUAGAAUGGUGUUCGGUGAUAAAAAGAGAACAGCUGAGGAGGAAAAAUUGCAGGAAAAUGAAAACGAUGAUGAUGAUUAUGAGUUAGACAAGAUGUUCAAAGCUAGUUUGAAGAAAAAUAAAAAAUCCAAGAAGUGA
Messenger RNA from Kazachstania africana CBS 2517, 474 nucleotides. It is a transcript of the gene MPP6, whose product is annotated as Mpp6p. NCBI's taxonomy places the organism in Eukaryota, Fungi, Ascomycota, Saccharomycetes, Saccharomycetales, Saccharomycetaceae. The coding region runs from base 1 to 474 and encodes 157 amino acids. The transcript has a single exon. The record is from RefSeq and is a predicted model, not a curated record.